AUGAUGAGCCCCAAGAAACUAAUGAAGAUGGCGGGGAAGUGGAAAAAACCAACCACUUCCGGCAGGAAAAGAAUUUCGCAUCCGGGAGUUAAUGUGGAGGUGCAUUCAUCGUUAGAACCAGAGACGGGGCAUUUUGUUAUCUACACGAUUGAUGGAGGCCGUUUCACUAUUCCAUUGCAGUGUCUCCAUAGCAACAUCUUCCAAGCGCUCUUUAUGAUGUCUGAAGAAGAGUUUGGUUUGUCGGGGGACGGUCCUAUCACCAUGCCCUGUGAUACAGCUUCCAUGGAGUACAUAGUAUCGCUUGUGCGAAGAUGCAUAGCCAAAGGCAUAGAAAGAGCUUUGCUCAAUUCUAUUGCAUUCACUCCGUGCUCGUUUGCCGCUGCUGUUCACAACAAAUGUUUGGAUCAGCAAGUUCCUUUUCUUGCCCAGUGA
Messenger RNA from Rhodamnia argentea, 432 nucleotides. Its product is annotated as auxin-responsive protein SAUR68-like. The transcript has a single exon. Lineage: Eukaryota; Viridiplantae; Streptophyta; Magnoliopsida; Myrtales; Myrtaceae. The record is from RefSeq and is a predicted model, not a curated record. Gene Ontology annotation, biological process: response to auxin. The coding region runs from base 1 to 432 and encodes 143 amino acids.